Messenger RNA from Effrenium voratum, 711 nucleotides. Lineage: Eukaryota; Dinophyceae; Suessiales; Symbiodiniaceae. The record is from the annotation of a GenBank genome assembly.
AUGAGCGGCACCAGCUUGCUGACAGGCACCAAGAGCACAAUUAAGGAGCUCAAUGCCCAUGGCGCUCCCUUUGUUCUGGGCGGCGUCCGGCCGGGCGGCAUCCGCACAGAGGAUCGCACCGAGGUGCCUCACAAGGACGAGAACUCAUCCAUGAUCGCCUUUCCGGGCUUGAACGUGGACCGUCAAGUGGUGCGUGGAAGCUGCGGCUUGAUGGAUGAGACCCAGCCCUAUGGCCCCAACUUCCUCUUCAAGGAUUGGUUCCUCGUCGUCGACAAAAGGCCGGAAGAGAUGACAAAGCAGGAAAGCGCCCAGGCGUCUCGGCUGUCGGGGAUUGGUGUGAGCCUCUCUGGGGGUGGCGGCCACAGCAUGAUGGUGGAGUUGAAGAAGAUCCCUCCGCCCGGCUGGGGUCCAAAGGAGCGGAUCCGCCAAGAGACCUUUGUCACCAAGGUCUUCGUUGGCGUCGCAGACACGCCUGCAGAGCAGAAAAUGCACAUUGUGAUGAAUUCUGGGCCCGGUGGCGUAGGAGACCGGUAUGAAGGCACAGCCACCAUGAUGCUGGAAGCUGCCAGCUGUUUGCUCGACGCUGCUGAUGCAGGCCGUGCCUCCGCUCUUGUGCAGCCAGACAAGUUGGUCCUUCUAUCGCACGCGUCCUCUCUGCAGGGCAGCGAUCAGAGAUCAGCCAACAUAGUUAGCUUCCGUAAAGCAUACUGA